CUCUUCUAACCUGGAGCUGUGUCUCACAGUCGGAGUCAGCGAGACCGCGGUUUGUCGAAAUAGUCCAGAAACUCCGACACUGGUCCGCGAGGGCCUCCUCAAAGACGUCAGGGGAAGCAGCUGCC
This is a messenger RNA of Amoebophrya sp. A25, 125 nucleotides long. Lineage: Eukaryota; Dinophyceae; Syndiniales; Amoebophryaceae. The record is from the annotation of a GenBank genome assembly.